AGAUCUGCCUCUCUCUCUCUCUCUCUCUCUCUCGUUUCUACAGCUGCGUCCUUCGAUCUCUCUUGAGUCUUGCCUGAGUCGCCGGUCUUGUCUCGUUUCGUCUCUCUCGAUCUCGCAGCUUGAUUCCAUCCCAAGUCUCGUUUGCUACGUGAGAUGGCAUCUGUCACUAACGCUUCAGGAAUGGAGUUCGAGGUGUUCUUGAGUUUUAGGGGACCGGAUACUCGGGACCAUUUUACCAGUUGCCUCUAUAGUCAAAUGGUGGAGAAAGGAAUCCGCGUCUUCAAAGACAACGAAGAGCUCCGAGUCGGUCAGAAGAUUGGUGGAAACCUUUUGCAAGCCCUUGACAACACUCAAAUCUAUAUCCCCAUCUUCUCUAAGGGUUUCGCUUCCAGUCCGUGGUGUCUCCGUGAGGUUGCUCAUAUGGUAGAUUGCACUUCAAAGUCGGAUGGGAAGAAGGAGAUCCUCCCUGUUUUCUUCGAUGUGGAGCCUGAUGAUGUCAAGCUCAAAACAGAAUUGUAUAGAAAUGCCCUGUCUAUGCAUAAGAAUAAGUAUGGCCCCGAUGAGGUGAAGCGCUGGGAAGUUGCUCUUGUUGAGGUUCCAACUAGAGUUGGUUGGAAGCUGGAAGGAAAAGGGUAUGGGGAACUUAUAAAAUUGAUUGUUCAAGAGCUUCUACAUAAGCUGAAGGGGAAGGAUAGACCUCUUCCUGACUAUCUAGUUGAAAUGGAUGAUUUAGUACAAAUAGAGAAACUGUUGGAUGCUAACUCUAAUGACCAUGUACGAUUCCUUAUAAUCCAUGGAAUAGGUGGUAUUGGUAAAUCAACUCUUGCAAGUAUUAUCUUCAACCGAUUCCGGUCUAAAUUCAAUUGUAGUAGUUACCUUGAUGAUGUUCCAUGUCAAGGUCUUUUAGAUGUGCAAAAGAAACUGCUAUCUGACACACUAGGCUCAACCUCUAUUAUCGGAAUCCUCGACACCAAUGAUGGGAUCGAUCGCAUAAGAAGAGGACUUAGCAACAAGAAAGUUCUGGUUGUUGUUGAUAAUGUGGACGAGAAGAGGCAACUCGAGAACCUUGCGGGGAGACAUGAUUGGUUUGGUUUUGGAAGUAGGAUCAUUAUUACAAUCGGGACAAAAGCACAAUACUUGAUAAGGACAACCAAAUGCCACCUAGCAAUUACUUGGCCUACCCAAUGA
Messenger RNA from Eucalyptus grandis, 1188 nucleotides. Its product is annotated as TMV resistance protein N-like. Gene Ontology annotation, biological process: defense response; signal transduction. Gene Ontology annotation, molecular function: ADP binding. The transcript has 3 exons. NCBI's taxonomy places the organism in Eukaryota, Viridiplantae, Streptophyta, Magnoliopsida, Myrtales, Myrtaceae. Bases 154 to 1188 code for a protein of 344 amino acids. The record is from RefSeq and is a predicted model, not a curated record.